AACAGGCCGCAUUCCUCUCACUAGUCCUACCCGCUUCAAACGACUUGGAGAGGCUUCAGAUCUCGACUCCUAUUUUUCUUCGAUGGAUUAUCCGAUUGUUACUGACGUGCUUCAUGGCAGCGUGCGUGCCAAGGUGUCGGCAGCGAUUGCCGGCGAUACCCUCAACGAAGUCAACAACGAUCCUGUACAACGAAAUAAACUGAUCGACAAUAAUAAUCUCCUCUCUGGUGUCGUCAUGACGUCCGGCAGCCCAGUCAUCAGCUCUCGGAAGCUCAUCGUCCGCCCAAACAUUCUCAAUACUACCAUUGACAACUCAGCCGGCAUACGGACGACCAUGGUUGAGGCGGAGUUCAGCAACACGCUCAUGGAAUCUAACUAUACUUCCGUUGCGGUCAAGGUGUCGACCCCUUACGUUGCUGCUUCGGUGGAAUACUCCGAGAGCUCGAGCUACAAGAGUACUGAGACCGAAAAGACGGUGUACUCCUCGUCUUGUUAUCGCUUCCCGCAGGGCCGUAUUGAUUUCAAUCGACCUUCCUCGGGCUCAGGCAGCAUACUGCUCUCAACUGAAUUCACAUCUGAGAUCAAUACCGCUCUCGCCAAAUCAUCCCUACUUGAGAAGAGGGAAGCCCUCUAUAACAUAUUUAACGAGUAUGGUCAUGUUUUCCGCAACCAAGUCACGAUUGGUGGGGCACUCUCCGCACAUACACAGGAAACUUUUUCUAGAAGCGAGAACGAGGACGAAGUGAGGCAAGAUAUCAAAGUUGCUCUGGAGGGCGAGCUGAAAGGCUGGGGUGGCAGCGCCUCGGCUGGCCAUGGCAAUAGCAAGACGACCAUAACUACCAAGCAGGGAAAGAAUCUUGUUACCGAUUAUAUUGUCACUGGUGGGGACUACACGAAGAUUCAAAACACUGCCGACUGGAUUUCUACUACGAACAGGCCCGAGUACUGGCGAGUCAUUGAAGUCACUUCAGUCAUUCCUGUGGUCGACUUGCUUCCGGAGCAGCAGAGUAGUCAGGUGAAGAGACUGCUCAAGCCGCUUCUGGGAAAAUGGGUCGACGUAGAGAAAAUGCAGGGCUUCGACCACCUACCGAUAGCCAUCUAUCGACCCAUCUCUAUCCCCUCCGGUUGGUUCUGGCUUGGACACACUGCCGAUUCCAAAAAGGCGCUUCUCGUCAAGCCGACUCUGCCAGCCAAAGGCGGUCGCAAUUUCGUCCUCAGCGGCGGGCAUGCCAAUUCCUCUGGUGUAUCCACACAGCUCCUUGCCGACCAUGCUCACUACCAGUUUCUGGCAACCUACUUUGGCCAGCUGGAUUUUACCCAGAAUCCGGGGGCCUCCAUCCGAGCUUUAAGGCCUGAUAUUGCACUCCUAGGACAGUACACCAUGUAUGGCGAUUCUAUCGACACUGCUGUGUAUGUAACGCGUCCGAUCAGUCCAUUAUCUCCGGAAGACGAAGGUUUGGACUUGCAGUCCACGGUUCGCGUCAAACUCGUCGGAAUGGGCAAUGUUCCAAAGCCCAAAUGGGUCCUCAGGAAGGACGCGGUACUGUUUGACUCCGGCGAGGAGUGAUGUUGUUCGCGAUUCAGUUGCUGUGCACACGUCAAUUUUGUACUCGGUAUGAUUUCGGUUGCAGAAUUUGAACACGAAUUGGGCGAAGCGCAGCUUUAGUCGAAGCGGAGCCCUCCAGAUCCGCUUUCUUUUCUCUGAUACCUGGCUUUAGAUGAUCACGAUGUUUUGCACACUGGGCUCAACCGUCGUCAAGCUCGGAAGCUUUGCCAGUGUCCCCGUUUUGUGCUCGGUACCGAGGUUUUCAUUGACCUGCCUCUUUACUAUAGGGUGCUUGAAAUUCAUCAUGAACAUC
Molecule: messenger RNA, 1859 nt
Organism: Heterobasidion irregulare TC 32-1
Lineage: Eukaryota; Fungi; Basidiomycota; Agaricomycetes; Russulales; Bondarzewiaceae
Exons: 9
Coding region: 83-1567 (494 amino acids)
Source: RefSeq, a predicted model, not a curated record